Messenger RNA from Colletotrichum karsti, 906 nucleotides. RefSeq names its product glycosyl hydrolase family 61. The coding region runs from base 1 to 906 and encodes 301 amino acids. The record is from RefSeq and is a predicted model, not a curated record. The transcript has a single exon. NCBI's taxonomy places the organism in Eukaryota, Fungi, Ascomycota, Sordariomycetes, Glomerellales, Glomerellaceae.
AUGCCUUCCGUCAAGAACACCAUCGCCCUUGUUGGCGCUUUCGCCACCUCUGUCCUCGCCCACGGCACCGUCACCAACUUCACCUUCGCUGGCGUCGCGGAGCCAGGCUACAAGCUUGAUUACUACUACCUCAAGAAGAACGGCGGCACUCCCCCGAGCAUCCCCGCCUGGUCCGCCGAGAACCUCGACAACGGCUUCAUUGCCCCCGAUGCUUACGGCACCGUCGACAUCAACUGCCACAAGAACGCUGCUCCCGGUGCCACUUCCGCCAAGAUCGCUGCUGGCGGUAAGGUUGACUUCCUCUGGUCUGCCUGGCCCGAGUCUCACAUCGGCCCCGUCCUGACCUACGCCGCCAAGUGCGACGGCGAGUGCACCUCGGCCGACCCCGCCACCCUCAAGUGGGUCAAGAUCCAGGAGGACGGCUACGACGCGGACAAGAAGCAGUGGGCUGCUGCUAAGCUCAUCGCGGACGGCAACAAGUGGACCGCCACCAUCCCCUCCGACUUGAUCGCUGGCAACUACGUCCUCCGCCACGAGAUCAUUGCUCUGCACGGUGCUGGCUCUGAGAACGGUGCCCAGAACUACCCCCAGUGCGUCAACGUCGAGAUCACCGGCUCCGGCACCGCCAACCCCGAGGGAACCCUCGGCACUGCCCUGUACAAGUCCACCGACGCCGGUAUCCUCUUCAACCCCUACGCCGCCACCAUUGACUACACGACUCCCGGCCCUGCUCUGUUCGGCUCUGGCUCUGGCUCCGGCUCCGGCUCUGGUGCCACCCCCGCCACUCCCUCCAACGGCACUUCUUCCGCUGCCCCUACCGCCUCUGCCUCCGCUGCUGCUGAGGACGCCGGCUGCUCCAAGAAGCUCCGCCGUCACGCCCGUGACCUCUUCCACGCCCGCCACUAA